Molecule: messenger RNA, 1571 nt
Organism: Ylistrum balloti
Lineage: Eukaryota; Metazoa; Mollusca; Bivalvia; Pectinida; Pectinidae
Product: large ribosomal subunit protein uL11m-like
Exons: 4
Coding region: 17-634 (205 amino acids)
Biological process (GO): translation
Cellular component (GO): ribosome; mitochondrial large ribosomal subunit
Molecular function (GO): structural constituent of ribosome; large ribosomal subunit rRNA binding
Source: RefSeq, a predicted model, not a curated record
UUGAAAAACCGGCGGCAUGGGUGCUAAAGGCAAAGCAAUAGCGAAGGGUGCGAAAAGCUUAAAAAAAAUCGCGAACGUGGAAACAGGUUCAGUACUGAGAGCAACAAUACAAGCGGGUAAAGCUACCCCUUCUCCACCAUUAGGGCCGAUGUUAGGACAGCAUGGAAUACAGAUUUCAGAAUUUUGUAAGCAGUUUAAUGACAUGACAAGUAAUAUCAAGGAAGGACUGCCUUUACCAACAUGGAUUAAACUAAGAGGGGACCGCAGUAUUGACAUCAGGCAUACUAUGCCAACGACAUCAUAUUUUCUCUGUAGUGCUGCAGGAAUAAAAAAUGGAGCCCAAUCUCCAGGUCAAGAAAUAUCAGGAAAGAUAACACUGAAACAUGUCUAUGAAAUCGCCAAGAUUAAGCAGUCUGAGGGAACAUUGGACAGAUUCAGCCUUCAAAAUAUCUGUAAGAUGAUAAUAGGCAGUGCUCAUUCUUUAGGAUUACAAGUAGUGAAAGACCUUGAUCCAGAGGAAUACAGACAAUUUCUUAUAGAAAGAGAAAAGGUAGUAGAGGAACAAGCAUUGAAACGAAAAGCAGAGUUGGAGGCAAAGUUUUUAAGGAUGAAAGAAAAAGACACAAAAUCAUAACAUAUAAAUCAAGAAUAUAAAAACUUUGACCUGUGACAGUGGAGGCUGAGUUGUUGAAAGAAGACAAUGCCACUUUUGGGAAGGAUCUGGAAAUGUUGACUUGUUAACAACUUAAUUUAAAGCUUGUCUUGCUGUUUAAUACUGUGUUCCUUAAUGAGUAUCAGUGGAGUUGUCUUAAUUAUUUCAGAAAUGGGGUAAAAGGUAAGGGAUCUGUUUGAUGAUGACAGAAUUUAAGUGGUGAAACUAUACAUUAGAUUAUUUGAUUUUUCGUUUUCAUGGAUUCUGAUAGGAACACUUGAGCAUACCACCUUCUUACAAGGCUGUCAUUGAUGUAUUUAUUCAUAAAACACAAUACCAUCUAAUCAACUUUUUAUCAAUAAAUAGGCUAUUAAGCAUGAAUUCAUGAUGUACACGUACAAGACAUGAUAAACUUGUUUAUGGAUUCAUGUGAAAAGAUAUUCAUUAUACAUUACCAUGUAAUUGACUUAGUGAAAUAUUUCAUAUUUAACAUACUCACAUUUAUGUUGGAAAUCAAAUAACAUUUGUGAUAUAGAAACUAUGUAAAAAUGAAUUAACGGCACACAUGUGCUAUGAAUUUCUUUGGAGUUAUCUAUAAAAUAAAUUGAAUUAUGAAUUAUAGAAUGAAUUAAAAUUGUAUCAGAAAAUGAAAUUAAUAGGUUAUUCUACAUGCCAAAAUAAUAUCCCACACCUCCCAGUCAUAAGUGUUUGCAUUAUUAGCAUUAAUGUGAUGAUAUGGUACCUGCAAUAGAAUUCAAAUUUCUAGGCUAUGUAAAAUUUGCUACUAAAGGUAAUUUUUCUUUGUGUUAAAGAAAAAGAUUCACAAUCACAUGUACUUCAAAGAUGAACACUGUAUAUCUAUUGCCAUGAAGUCAUAUGUAUUUAUGUUGAUUACAAUAAAGUCUAUGGAAGAUUUGAA